CCGAUGCUUUCCAUGGAUGAUGCCGAGAAGGCUUGGUCUCCCAACAUUUUGUCAAAGGUUACCGACUUAAGUCUGUCCUCCUCCUCCAACUUUCCCUUCCUUUCCCUCUCGAUCUCCUGACAGCACAACCACCAACGAACACACGAACACCUCUCGCCCAAAUCGUCGCCAAAUCAUCGCCAACAUGCCUCUCGUCGCCCUAGGUGUCGCCGACCUGUUCAACUUUGUUGACUACAGCAAGACAAGCCUCGCCAUCUCUGCUGCUGCCAUUGCCUUCAACCCUACCUUCUGGAACAUCGUUGCCCGCAGAGAAUACCGCACCAAGUUCCUCACGCGCGCUUUCGGCGGCAAUGCCCAGGUAGCCUGCUACUUCCUGGCCGUCACCAUCUUCGGCCUCGGUCUUGUCCGCGACUUCCUCUACGAACGCGCUCUCCGUGACCAGCCCUCCCACCCGCUCCUCGAGGGCACCUAUGUCAAAUACGCCGCCUAUGCCCUCCUUGCCCUCGGCAACCUUCUCGUCAUCACCUCUACAAUGCGUCUGGGUAUCACGGGAACCUUCCUUGGUGACUACUUUGGCAUUCUGAUGGAUGGCAUUGUCACCGGCUUCCCCUUCAACGUUACCAGCGCUCCCAUGUACUACGGCUCCACCAUGAGCUUCCUCGGCACCGCUCUUCUCUACGGCAAGCCCGCUGGUCUCCUUUUGACUGCCUGGGUUCUCUUUGUGUACAUAAUCGCUAUCCAAUUCGAGAACCCCUUCACUGCCGAAAUCUAUGCCAAGCGCGACCGCGAGAGGGCCAAGGCUGCCGGUACCAGCAAGAAGGAGCUUUAAGUCCGAGCAAACAAACAAGUCUACAAACGAAGGCGGUCCCUGAGCUGCUGAUUCAGUCUCGGGGAUCACUGUGCCCAACGGAAAGGUUGGGCUUGUGGGCAUGAUGAAAAUUGUACAUCGCCGGGCUACGUACGAGCACAGUCUGUGUGAUGGUGACAGUCACACAGGUCUGGUGCCUAGUGUAGCCUCCGCUCUCAACGAACGGCAUAUGGUGAUUGUUAUACUGGUGCGUGAAAGAAAGCACCGGACGAACAAUGUUGAACGCCUGCCAGGAUAUCAAAGAGAAGGGUGAUGAUAAUGAUGAUAAAAAUAUGCGAGAAACGGGUGUGUCCGGUGCGUUGGCCAUCAACUGGUUCCAAUGGAGACCAAAAUUGGUGUGGAAAAGAUAUUUGAACAUACUACAAAGAUGGAUAUAUACAAAGGCAAAUGAUACUGCUUGGCUCGAUAUGAGUCUGGCUUUCCCUCCUCUACAUCUUGUUUCUUCUGUUUGCGGCAGCAAUGCUGGAUGACGAUGGUCGCCUGGGAGAGAAGCAGUCAUGCCCUGACGACGAAAUGACCAUGCCCUACUAAUGCUUCGCGGCCAGAAUGGGUAUGUAUAAAAGGCAGAUGACCAACCACCUAAUGAUCCCCCAACUCCAUCAUCUGGGCUACUUGGCCAGAUAACCUGAUUCAUGGCUUUGCGACAAUGUUCAUUCAGCUUCACUU
Molecule: messenger RNA, 1534 nt
Organism: Neurospora crassa OR74A
Lineage: Eukaryota; Fungi; Ascomycota; Sordariomycetes; Sordariales; Sordariaceae
Product: methylene-fatty-acyl-phospholipid synthase
Exons: 5
Coding region: 185-829 (214 amino acids)
Biological process (GO): phosphatidylcholine biosynthetic process
Molecular function (GO): S-adenosylmethionine-dependent methyltransferase activity
Source: RefSeq, a predicted model, not a curated record